AUGUCCCAAAGCCCAAAGACAUACAAUUCCAAACUCUUCUUGCAACACGCAACCACAUUCACAACACAAGCAAGCACCACCCAAAACCACAACAUGUCUUGCCAACGCCUAUCAACCGUCCACGGACUUGCACCCGAAAAGCUUAUCAAACUCGCUUUCAAGUUCCUCCCCUACCGCACUCUCCAAGCCGUCUUCGCGACGCUUCACCCCGCUCAACAUCGCAUCUUGAUGCAACAACGGCGCCGCGGAGUGAGUCUGCACCAUCUAGCAGACACACUAUACUACCACCAAGGCGCCACACUGUCGCGCCUGUCGCGCUGGAACGAAAUGACGGUGCUGCAAAUGCAGCAUGAACUCCUCAAACGAGAACACCUCGACGAGGGAGAGGAAAAGAGCUUGAGUGAAUGGAAACUGAGGAUCAGAUUGGUGUGUCUCAUGGCUGAGGAGAGGAGGGCGUGGAAGGAGGGGAAGGAGCAGAGGAGGGUGGAGGAAGAGGAAGACAGGAGGGCAUGGAUCGCCCAGUGUAGGGCCAAGAUGUUUACAUCGCUCAUCGCAGAGAUCAACGGCGUGGAACCCUCCGUUAUUAAGAAUACAACCCAGGUCAAGUCAGCGACUGCGCGAAAGCGUACCGUCUCGGAGACUACAUCAACUUCGACAUCAUCACUUCGACAGCGCGCAGUCGCUCGUCACCCGCAACAGCGUCAAGCCAUCGAUCGGUACAUGGCCGUUGCGCACAACCCAUGGAGGGAGCCAAAGCGCCUAUCAAAACCCUCAUACGAGGUAAUGAAGCAACAAGAGCUUCUCGAGGAAGCGCAGAUUCGAGGGCUUGAGAUCGACAACGGGGAUAAGACAUACCUCGUAAAUAUCUUGAUCAUCGACGACGAGGCCUACGCCAAGCUAAUGGAGGUACUCGGUUGCCGCUUCAGAGCCGUCGACUUUGCACAGGGCGAAGUGAAGCUCUACAACCAAGAGGUGAAGCGCCAACGAGCUGAAGCGGAGGCGAAGCAGCAACAAGCGAUCCGUGAGAUGCAUAAGAAGGCGAAACGAGAUGCGCGCGUCAAGGCCGAUAAGCUGGUAUGGGAGAAGAAGCAGGCUGAGAACAAGGCUGCUAAAGCCAAAGAGCAAGAGCAGCGGAAGCGAAAGACAAGCGACAACAUCGAUUCUGGUUGCUCUUCUGCCCCCAAGAAGGCCAAAUCCAAGCAUGCACCGGCGGCUGCUUCCCGCUCGAGGAAGAAUGGCACCGACAAGGCACCAUCAGGCGAUAGGAACUUUGUCAAGAUGAGUGUUGCCAACGACAUGAAGGAUGCGCACGACGAUGACGACGAUGAAGAUGGACUUGGCGACUUCAUUGUCGAUGACCUGCCGCAGAAGCCGAAGCGCAAGAGCGAUGUAGGCGGCAUGGCAAGGAGCAGGUUGAUUGCUGGGUUUUGA
Messenger RNA from Alternaria ethzedia, 1431 nucleotides. RefSeq lists its product as uncharacterized. Lineage: Eukaryota; Fungi; Ascomycota; Dothideomycetes; Pleosporales; Pleosporaceae. The transcript has 2 exons. The coding region runs from base 1 to 1431 and encodes 476 amino acids. The record is from RefSeq and is a predicted model, not a curated record.